This is a messenger RNA of Neoarius graeffei (lesser salmon catfish), 2111 nucleotides long. RefSeq names its product solute carrier organic anion transporter family, member 2A1 (gene slco2a1). The transcript is spliced from 14 exons. Gene Ontology annotation, molecular function: protein binding; prostaglandin transmembrane transporter activity. Gene Ontology annotation, biological process: sodium-independent organic anion transport; transmembrane transport; prostaglandin transport. Gene Ontology annotation, cellular component: membrane. NCBI's taxonomy places the organism in Eukaryota, Metazoa, Chordata, Actinopteri, Siluriformes, Ariidae. Bases 132 to 2021 code for a protein of 629 amino acids. The record is from RefSeq and is a predicted model, not a curated record.
CGUGCGGCUGUGGGCAGAGUCCCGGGUUACAUCACCGUGCCAUAAAACCCCACGGCAGAGUGUCGAGCUUCACACACACUCAUACACACACUCAUGCUUAGUGAACUACACUUCACCUGAGGAACCUCAACAUGGAGAUAUACAGCAAUGACAUGAAGAAGCCCAAGUCUUCUGUAUUUUGUAACAUCAAGUUCUUCGUGUUGUGCCAUGGCCUGCUCCAGCUCACCCAGCUGCUGCACACAGCGUACUUCAGGAGCACCAUCACUACCAUCGAGAGACGCUUUGGCCUUGACAGUGUGUCCUCUGGAACCAUCGCCUCUGUUCAUGAGGUGGGGAAUAUGGUAUUCAUAGUGUUUGUCAGUUACCUAGGAGGUCGUGUCCAUCGCCCUCGUCUUAUUGGAUUGGGAGGCCUGCUGAUGUCCAUUAGUGCCAUGGUGCUGACGUUACCUCACUUCCUGUCUCCACCAUAUUCCUAUGACUCAGCCCUGAAAGACAGCAGGCAGGACAUGUGCAGUGUCCAUGCUCUGCGUGUCAAUGUGUCAUCUGAUGAGGCAUGUGGUCUGAAGGACACUCGCAAGCUUGUAGACAACACAAAACUGUGGGUACUCCUGGUCACAGCCCAAACGUUGUUUGGAAUUGGCUCUGUCCCAGUUCAACCCUUUGGGAUCUCAUACGUGGAUGACUUUGCUGGGCCCGGCAACUCCCCACUCUACAUUGCCAUACUCUUCGCUGUGUCUGUGUUCGGGCCUGCCUUUGGCUAUCUCCUAGGAUCUGUGGUACUGAGAAUCUAUGUCGAUGUGGACAGAGUUAAUGCAGCAGGUGCUCAGGAGUUGACCCCUAUUGACCCUCGCUGGGUUGGUGCAUGGUGGAUGGGUUUGCUGAUCUCUGCUGGGGGGCUGUUCCUCACCUCCAUCCCCUACUUUUUCUUCCCCAGGGCCAUGCAUGUAGAAAAUAACAUUGCAAAUGAAAGGGACAUUUUGAAAGACAGCCACAAGAGUUCUGACACCUCCAUGCUGGAUUUCCUCAAAAUGUUCCCACGCCUGUUUGUUCGGCUGUUGCUCAGUCCGCUCUUCUUGCUGCUGGUUCUGACCCAGUGCUGCUUCUCCUCGGUGAUGGCCGGACUCGCCACCUUCCUCAACAAGUUUCUGGAGUGGCAGUAUAGCACCUCAGCCGCUUACAGCAGUCUUCUAAUAGGUGCCGUGAAUUUGCCUUCAGCAGCCAUCGGGAUGCUGUUGGGAGGUGUAAUUAUGAAACGCUGGGGCCUGUCACUUCAAGUCAUUCCACGUUUCUCUAUGGCCUUGCUCACCCUUUCCACAGCGCUGAGUGUUCCUCUGUUCUUCAUGGGCUGCUCCACUCAAACAGUCUCUGGGGUUUACCCACACGGUGCAUCCAGUGGGCCAUUUUUAUCCUGCAAUUCCAACUGCUCAUGUUCAAAGAGCAUUUUCAACCCAGUGUGUGGGGAAGACAACAUUGAGUACCUUUCACCGUGCCAUGCAGGCUGCACCAGCUUUACCAAGGACCCCAAAAAUGCAUUUCGGAUUCAGUCCUUCAAUAACUGCAACUGUGUGAUGGUGGGUGCUAGAAUGGGUGGUGCACGUCCUGGUUCCUGUGCCAACAGCUGCCCUCACCUUCUUCUGCCUGUUAUUUUCCUCAUAUCUAUAGCAGCUCUCAUCGCCAGUAUAACACACAACCCAAUCUACAUGAUGGUGCUCAGAACGGUACCACAGGAGGAGAAAUCUUUUGCCAUAGGAGUUCAGUUCCUACUCAUGAGAGUCCUUGUGUGGCUACCAGCUCCUGCACUUUUUGGGAUUACCAUCGACUCGACUUGCAUUUGGUGGAAAUACAUCUGUGGGAAAAAGCUCAGCUGUGGUUACUAUGACAACAACCUCUUGAGAAACAGGUAUCUUGGUUUGCAGGUGGUGUUUAAAGUUAUGGGCAUGGCCAUGCUGGCUCUGAUAAGCUGGAAGGUUGGAAGAACCCGAGAGUACAGUCUGGAGAAAAGGCCUGAGGCAGCGCUGUGAUGCUGCAGUUCCUCUCAGCGUGCACAUUCUGUUGAAGAUACAGUCUUCAAGAGUCCAUUCAGCAAACCAGACCAGUGACACCUUUUAUUA